Adineta ricciae is the source of this 423-nucleotide messenger RNA. Lineage: Eukaryota; Metazoa; Rotifera; Eurotatoria; Adinetida; Adinetidae. The record is from the annotation of a GenBank genome assembly.
AUGGCUAACAGUCGUGGUAUUGAAGCUCUUAAAGGUACAUGGAGUUAUAGUAGUAAUGACAAUUUCGAUGCUUUUCUCAAAGAAUUCGGUGUAAACAAAGUAUUACGUACGUUAGCAAAAACGGUGAAACCUCGUGUUAUAAUCAGUGAGAAAGAUGGCAAAUGGGGAUAUCGCUCCGAAUCAACUUUGAACACGACAGCAAUUGAAUUUACACCAGGUGUUGAAUUCAAAGAUAAAGGACAUGAUGGAGAAGAAUAUACAUCAACAAUUCGAUUUGAAAAUGGCAUAUGGGUACAAACAGUUAAUUAUAAAAAUGGUAAACAAGUUUCUGUCGAACGUCUGAUUAACAAUCAGGAUCAAUUACAAGUCAAUCUUCAAUGUGGCAAUGUUAAAGCUAUUGAAUAUUAUAAACGCGCGGCGUGA